AUGGUGGGAUCCGACGCGCUGCAGUCCAUCGUCUACAACCGUGGGUCCCUCCGCCUCCUUGAUCAGAGGAAGCUGCCGCUCGAGAUGGACUACAUCGACGUCAAGAGUUCCGCCGAUGGCUGGAAUGCAAUAAGAGACAUGUUUGUCCGUGGUGCUCCAGCAAUAGCCAUAGCAGCAGCACUAGCAUUAGCUGUCGAAGUUUCUGAUUUAGAUUUCAUUGGUACGCCUGGAGAAGCAGCUUCUUUUGUUUCCAAGAAAUUGGAAUACCUUGUAUCCAGCCGACCAACUGCAGUGAGCCUAUCUGAUGCUGCAACAAAGCUCCAAACUUUGGUAUCAAAGGCAGCUGAAACUGCAAAAGAUUCCAAGGCUAUCUUUCAGGUCUACAUUGAGGCCGCAGAGACAAUGCUUGUUGAUGAUGUGGCAGAUAAUAAAGCUAUUGGCUCACAUGGAGCUGUAUUUCUUCAAAGGCAGCUUGCAAAUUCAAAAAAGAUAUCUGUUCUAACCCAUUGUAAUACUGGCAGUCUUGCAACUGCUGGUUAUGGAACUGCCCUCGGGGUUAUACGCGCUCUUCAUUCGGGGGGAGUUUUAGAGAAGGCCUUUUGCACCAAAACUCGUCCAUUUAACCAGGGAUCCAGGCUUACAGCUUUCGAGUUAGUUCAUGAAAAAAUACCUGCAACACUGAUAGCAGAUUCUGCUGCUGCUGCAUUGAUGAUACAAGGGCAUGUUCAGGCUGUCAUCGUUGGUGCUGAUCGAAUAGCAGCAAAUGGUGACACAGCCAACAAGAUUGGCACAUACAACCUCGCCAUCUCCGCGAAGCAUCACAGCGUCCAGUUCUAUGUGGCAGCACUGGUAACUUCCAUUGAUCUCUCCCUCCCAUCUGGGGAUGAAAUAGUCAGAGAGGAAAGAUCACCCAAGGAGUUGCUGAACUCUGAAGGUGGUUUAGGAAAGCAAGUUGCUGCAUCUGGUAUAUCAGUCUGGAACCCAGCUUUCGAUGUUACUCCAGCAAAUCUGAUCACUGCAAUCAUAACAGAAAAGGGUGUGAUCACAAAAACUGAUGCUGAUGGAUCUUUCGACAUCAAAGGAUUCCUUCAGCCUGCAAAAUAA
Miscanthus lutarioriparius is the source of this 1104-nucleotide messenger RNA. The record is from the annotation of a GenBank genome assembly. NCBI's taxonomy places the organism in Eukaryota, Viridiplantae, Streptophyta, Magnoliopsida, Poales, Poaceae.